UUGCGCGCGGAAGUGUUAAUCACGUGACACAUCUCAAGCGUAAAUAUUUUUCUCCUCACGGCGAAUGAUCGGCGCCCUCGCUGUUUUACCCGCAUAAAUGAGUUUUGACCCAACUUCCCCCUAGUUUAAACUACGUAGAUUCCGUCUAGCGUCCACGGUUUACUGGAGUAUCGAAACUAAGCGGGACAAAAUGAACGUGGAUCUCCCGCAGACCGGACAGAGCGGAGCAGCAGCCGCGUCCAGCACGUCCACAUCCAGCAGCAACUGCGUCCCGAGCAGCGCCUCCACAAACGCCAGCAGUAUCCCUGCGGUCGGCAGCGGCAAUGUUCCCGCCUCGGCAUCAAUGGCAACCCCAUCAUCCGACUCCACCGUGUCAAACGGGGUGUAUGUGCCGACAGGCAUCGCUAACGGAGACGUGAAGCCCGUUAUGUCUACCACACCGCUCGCUGAUUUCCUGAUGCAGCUGGAGGAUUACACUCCUACAAUCCCAGACGCAGUCACGGGAUACUACCUCAACCGAGCUGGCUUUGAAGCAUCAGAUCCAAGAAUAAUCCGUCUCAUAUCAUUGGCGUCUCAGAAGUUCAUCUCAGAUAUUGCAAACGACGCACUACAGCACUGCAAAAUGAAGGGCACAGCCUCUGGAAGCUCCCGAAACAAGACCAAGGACAAGAAGUACACGCUGACGAUGGAAGAUCUGACACCAGCCAUGGCAGAGUAUGGCAUAAAUGUAAAGAAACCUCAUUACUUCAUUUGAGGGGGAAGCGCUUCUUUGAAAUAGACUGCUGGAAAUGAGCUUUGAAGACAUUAUCCUUCAGCGAGGGAACCAUCGGCCCACAGGCCCUCCGAUUUUUGUAUUUUCUUUAAGUUGUUUGAUUACACCACACCUUGUGACUUUAGUUGAUGUCAGUAAAAAUCCUGUAUAAAUAAAUUCAUUGUAAUUA
This is a messenger RNA of Puntigrus tetrazona (Sumatra barb), 941 nucleotides long. It is a transcript of the gene taf10, whose product is annotated as TAF10 RNA polymerase II, TATA box binding protein (TBP)-associated factor. Gene Ontology annotation, molecular function: RNA polymerase II general transcription initiation factor activity; promoter-specific chromatin binding. Gene Ontology annotation, biological process: transcription initiation at RNA polymerase II promoter. The record is from RefSeq and is a predicted model, not a curated record. Gene Ontology annotation, cellular component: SAGA complex; transcription factor TFIID complex; nucleus. The transcript is spliced from 5 exons. Lineage: Eukaryota; Metazoa; Chordata; Actinopteri; Cypriniformes; Cyprinidae. The coding region runs from base 191 to 754 and encodes 187 amino acids.